UGCCAUUCUGCCAAUUGCCGUUCUGCCGUUCUGCCAUCUGCCAAGAGGCCAAUUCCUUUCUGCCCACGACACUAAAGGGGGGCCGUGCGGCGUGCUACCAGUCACGCGUCUAACUUAGCGCACUCUGGUUUCGUGCUAAUCCACCUUGCAAGACACUGAGAGAUAAGAUGUCGUAUUACAACAGUCCUCCUCCUCCUCCUCCAUACCAGCAACAUGCUUCAACUACGCCACAAGCAUUCCGUCCUGGCCAUUCUCACUCCACUGCACAAGGACAUACACAUAAUGGUAAUUCUGAGCAGAACUAUGGUUGUCACGGGCAUCACGGACAUGGUUAUGGACGCCAGCCCUCGAUCGUGGUACCAAAGCGCCCCGUUCCCCGGAUCGUAAUUCAUUCCAGGUCCAAUGAAACCAAUUCUCUCCUUUCGAGAGGAGGACAUCGACAAAACCAUGACUCAGGAUCUUGCUUCUUCAUAACUAUCGGAGUGAUACUCAUUUUGGGGGUGUUUUAUAUCGUUCAAUUCCUCUCGUCUAUGCCCCCCGAUGAGAUUGCUUGGACCAAUCUUGAAUCUCAUUCCUGCACGAGUUAUGCAACAAGGGAGUACGUGGCAGAAAUCAACGUCUCACCUUGGAACCGCCAGUGGGCGAAAAUAUCGUUCAGGUAUGGUAAUCGGUCAUUUCGCCAUCAGACAUAACGAACUAGACUGUGUCACAUACUGGAGUGGAUAUAGGGAUUGGGGAUGUACCGCUAAAGGCUCGCACAAGAGAGUGAGAGGCAUAUGCAUUGUUCUCUGGGACUUUAUUUGAUCUGAAUUGUA
Molecule: messenger RNA, 815 nt
Organism: Suillus discolor
Lineage: Eukaryota; Fungi; Basidiomycota; Agaricomycetes; Boletales; Suillaceae
Exons: 6
Coding region: 168-692 (174 amino acids)
Source: RefSeq, a predicted model, not a curated record